Messenger RNA from Solanum lycopersicum (tomato), 3049 nucleotides. NCBI's taxonomy places the organism in Eukaryota, Viridiplantae, Streptophyta, Magnoliopsida, Solanales, Solanaceae. The record is from RefSeq and is a predicted model, not a curated record.
GAUAAUCGACCAUUAAAUCUUUGAUCAUCUUUAACGAAACUCUUGAUUCUAAUUUUCUAUAGUGCUAACCUUCUUGAUAUUUGGUUUUAAAAAUAUGAAACAUUUAAGGUAUGGACAAGGUGGAAUGUACAAGGCAUUUAUGUUUGGAACACCAAGCAUCAUUGUUACAAAACCACAAGUAUGCAAGAAAAUCUUGAUGGAUGAUGAAAACUUUGAAUUGGGAUGGCCUCAAUCAGUGUUAAAUCUAAUUGGAAGAAAAGCUCUCCAUGGAAUUACAAGCCAAGAACACAAGCGUCUUCGUCGAAUAACAACAUCUCCUAUAAAAGGCAAACAUACAUUGUCAUUGUACCUUAGUCUAAUUGAAGAAGUUGUGAAGAGUUCAUUUGAAAAAUGGAAUGCAAUUGAAGAUGAACCAAUUGAGUUUCUUAGUGAAAUGAAGAAAUCCACAUUUGAAGUUAUAAUAAGAAUCAUGAUUGGUAGUGAGAUUGAUCCUCAAUGGUUAGAUAUGGUUGAAAAGGUUUAUACUAUUUAUUUGAAAGGUUUUUUGGCUUUGCCUAUCAAUCUCCCUGGAUUUGCUUAUCAUAGUGCAUUCAAGGUUAGUUCUAGCUAUGUCCCUUUUUUUUUAUCCACUCGUUUAGAGACGAAUUCAAGAUUUAAAUUUGUCUGGUUAGAUCUCUGUUAUAGAUCUGUCGUGAUCUCUUAAAACAACUAUCUUAAGUUAUUUGACAUUUUAAAAGUUCAUGAAGUCCUAGACAAAAUGAUUUUAUUUUUCAUUUUAUCCUUGGUAGUUAUUGUUUAUAAUGAAGAGAGAUUAUAUCUCAAGACAUAAAUGAGGGGUAAAAUAGUCAAAAACCUCUUAAUGUUUUCUUAAAGGACGUGUAAAAGAGAAACAUGAAUGAUAAUUUGAGACGGAGGUAGUAGUAUUGAACUCAUUGUGCUUUUAAAAUUAUCCAUUCAAAUUUAGUGUUUGGUGAAACUUAAAUGAUUUUUCACAUAUAAAUUUAUGUUUCGCGUCGAAAAUUCUGGAGUGUAAUAAGCUUUAAUUUAUGAUGGUUAACGUAGGCUAGGGAAAACCUGGUGAAGAUAUUUCAAUCAGUAAUAGAUGAAAGGAAGGUGAUGAAUAUGAAGGAUGAAUCAAGAUCAAAGGGCAAUAUGAUAGAUUUGAUUAUGGCCAUUGAAGACGACGAAGGAAGGAGAUUAAACGACGAGGAGAUCAUCGACUUGUUAAUCGUUUAUGUGUUUGCAGGUCAUGAAACUACUGCUCAUACUGCAGCAUGGUCAAUUAUGUACUUAGAACAACAUCCUGAGUUCUUACAAAAAGCAAAGGAGGAACAAGAGGAAAUUGUUCAGAGAAGGCAUCCUGAUUCGGAUAAAAAGCUUAGCUACGAUGAGAUGAUACAGAUGAAGUAUCUAAGCAAGGUACAUAUGGUAUACGAGAAUGUAGACCUUUUGAAAGUUCGAUAAGUUUAACAUAUGGAAUUGUGUUCAAAUGCAAGGUAAUCGAUGAAACUCUACGUUGCUCUAAUGUCACCUUAGCCAUUUAUAGAAACGCGAAAAGGACAAUCAACAUGAAUGGUAAGCCUUCGCCUUUUUUUCUCGUCUUCACCUUCAUUUAGCCUAAGUUUUUUUUUUUUUGACAAAAUCUAAUGUCUAAUGUACUAAAUGGAAUUUGUUUUGUGCUAUAUAGGGUAUACAAUACCAAAAGGAUGGAAGGUAUUGACUUGGAUAAGGCAAGUUAAUUUGGAUCCUAACAAUCAUGUGAACCCUAAAGAAUUUAAUCCUUCAAGAUGGGAUGUGAGUAUUCUAAACAAUAGCUCCUUGAACUAAUUUUCUUUACAAAACAACGAUAAUACGCCUUAGUCCCAAGCAAGUUGGAGUCGACUUGCAUUGAUAACACCCUAAGAAGGAUGAUGACCAGGAUUAGCAGAGACAGAUUCAAGAUUUAAACUUGAUUGGUUCAACUUUUAAGUUUCUUAACAUUAAUGUUUUGUGUCGAAAAUACUAGGUUCAAGUUGAACCCCGUGGCUAAUAAGCUACAUCCGCCACGGAAGAUUAAGUGAUCAUGGUUAAAGGCUAAGGAAGUAACACAUUUGAUUCUUAGCAGGAUGAUGAGGUGAAGACAUAUAGCGCGUUUCUUCCCUUUGGAGCAGGACCUCGAUUGUGCCCCGGAGCAGAGUUGGCUAGGCUUGAAGUUUCAGUGUUUCUUCAUUACUUUCUUCUCAACUAUAGGUACUAACAUUAACACACAAUUGAGUUCUGCUACUUCACAUAGUGUUAUUUUUGUUGUUUUUAGUCCAUAACUUGCCUUUGAACUUGUUCUGGUGCAGGCUCGAGCGUCUUAAUCCGAAAACAAGUGUGACAUAUCUACCAAUUCCUAGUCCUACUGAUAAUUGUCUUGCAAGACUCAAAAGGAUCUCAUCAUCAUGUUGAGACUUGUCAUGUUUUCGUUGUAUUUUCGAGCAGAUUUUAAACCUCUUCACUCAUUCCUGUUAUUCAAGUUAAGAAUUUCAUAUUACGCGGUCAAAUCUUUUGGUGUAUAGUCACACUUUCAGGCCAGAGUUAUGUUUCUCAUAUUCUUCAAAAAUGUCGACAGGUGCAUGUCAGAUCCUCCAAAAGUAUUGUACUUUUGAAAUACCCGACAUGGCCGCAGCAAUACUUUUGGAAACUCUGAGCAAUAUUAAAGUUAGUAUUAUCCUUUAACAUUGACUAUAUGUUUCACAGACUCUUCAAAAAUGUCGACUAGUGCAUGUCAGAUCCUUCAAAAGUAGUGUAUUUUUAGAGGAUCUGGCACGGGUGCAGCAACAUUUUUGGAAACUACGAACAGAACAGUCAAAAUUCUAUCUGUAGAUCAACUUUAACGUGGCGAAAAGUACUAGAAAGAAUUGGAAGAUUAAAAUAUCAUGAAAUCGAAAUACUCGAAUCACAAUUCUACUACUGAGGCAAUGAAAAAAAAAGAUCUUAUUAUUUAUUUUUGUGAAAUUUUAACAACUGACAAGAAAGUUUCAUUACAAUAUCUCAGCAAAUGUUAGUCUAAAAAGUGAAUUCAAAA